Molecule: messenger RNA, 696 nt
Organism: Vigna unguiculata (cowpea)
Lineage: Eukaryota; Viridiplantae; Streptophyta; Magnoliopsida; Fabales; Fabaceae
Source: RefSeq, a predicted model, not a curated record
AUGGUUAGGACACGAGGAAAUAUAUCUAGACGUGGUUCAAAUGAUGCACCCGAGAGUUCCAGACAGGGUGGUGCACGAAAGAGACCGACAGUAUCGGCUCGUAGAAGGGGUCAGCAUGAGGCUAAUGUUGUUGAGGAUGACAUUGUUGAGAAUGAGGUUCCUGAAGUUCCUCGGGAGGACGAGCAGGUCAUUGAUAACGAUGGUGGAGGAUUUCCUGGUGGGCCGUAUGAUACAUCUUUAUUGACGCAGUACCAGGAUCAUGUUGCACGCAUGAUAUGGGAUGGUCAGGAUCGAGCUGUGAAAGUGGUGUCCCAUAUUAAAAAAGUUAAGAAAUUAGGACGUCCUCACCCUGCUGUUGCACCUUUUGUGUUAGCUUCUGGAUUAUCGCCUUUGUGCGACAUUUUAUAUGAAUAUAUCGAUCUUGGGUUAGUAUUGGGUUUCGUGGAGAGAUGGCAUCCCGAGACUAAUACUUUUCAUUUACCCAUUGGGGAGAUGACCAUCACUUUGGAUGACGUAUGGUCACUUCUCCAUCUUUCCAUCAGUGGAAACUUUUGCUCCACUGAAAAUCUUGAAUAUGAAGAUUCUGUUCAGAUUUUGACGACACUUCUUGGUGUUGACCGGGCCAUGGCAUGUGUGGAGCUGAAUCAAAGUCGGGGUGCACAGGUCCAACUGAGCUGGGUGCACGAUAUUUGCUAA